Molecule: messenger RNA, 1329 nt
Organism: Homalodisca vitripennis (glassy-winged sharpshooter)
Lineage: Eukaryota; Metazoa; Arthropoda; Insecta; Hemiptera; Cicadellidae
Exons: 1
Coding region: 1-1308 (435 amino acids)
Molecular function (GO): zinc ion binding; nucleic acid binding
Source: RefSeq, a predicted model, not a curated record
AUGGAAAUUGAGCAGAGCACAAGCGAUGCAGCACUAAGUGGAGGAGUCAGAAAUGGUAUCGGAAACUUCCAGCGAGGCAGAAUAAACUCUGCACCGUCUAGUAGAUGCAACCAAGCACCGAUUGAGAGAUUGGGCUUGAAAAUCCACGAGCUCUCAGAAUAUAUCAAGGACAGGAAUAAUGUCCAUGGAGUGAUAAAGAAGUUAGUCAGGACGAUUGACACAGCAUAUCACCUGGCGCUAAAGGAUUUUAUAGCUGCGUCGAAAACAGCUUCAAGCAAGACGGUGCAAGCUACUCAAACCUCUCCCAGUACGACUUUCCCGACGAGUGUACCGAAAACACCUGACCACACGUCUAAAGAGUCAAACCCGAAAAAGAGGCCACUAUCGACGCCAAGUCCCACCUCCGGACUAGAUCUCCAGCUGUCCAAAAAACAGGCCCAAGGCACCUGGGCUGAAGUGACCCGGCGGGGAAAAAAGAAGAAAGUAUUACAAAACCCGGGAGUAACAACGAAAGAGGCUCAAAAGCCGCAAGAUAGAGAUGGCCCUAAAAAUAGCCACCGCAAAACAAAGAGAAGAAGACAAAGAACCAAAGCUGUCCUUGUACAACCAGCGGAAGGGCGAACGUACGCAGAUCUCCUAAAAGAGAUCAAAGCGAAAGUGAACCCAACUGAGACCGGCGUGGACAUAAAGUCCAUCAAGCAGACGAGACAAGGGGGCGUCCUACUGGAAAUGAGCCCCAAAUCCGAGGACAGUGCAGCUUUUGCUGCCGCAAUAAAGACGGCAACCGAAAACAUCGGUACGGUAAAAACACUGACGCCACUGACUACGAUAGAGAUUCUCGAUUUGGACGGAGUCUCUACCGAAAACGAUGUUCGUGAAGCUCUUAAGCGGGACUCUACGAUUAACAUGGAGAUUAAACGGAUCAACCUGACCAAAGUGACAGCACGGGGACAACGUGCGGCUUUCUGUGAAAUUGACGAGGCUAGCGCGAUUAAGGCACUCGACAAAGCUCGCAUAAAAAUCGGAUGGGUGAAUUGCCGCAUCCGUCCAGUCGUUAAAGUGAUCCGCUGUUUUAGAUGUCUCGGUUUUGGUCACCAAGCGAAUAAGUGUGCGGGACCAGAUAGAAGCCAAUGCUGCUACAAGUGUGGCGGAAAAAAUCAUAAGUCUGCUGACUGCAUAGAAGAGCCGAAAUGUUACCUAUGUGCACUGGAUAAAGAAGACAAGAACAGUGUAGGCCAUAUUACUGGCUCCAAGGAGUGUAAGGCGUUCCGCACGGCACUUGCCGAAGCCACGAAAGAGCAGAAAUGACGCGGGUACUUCAAGGUAACC